CUAUUUAUGUUGAUAUGGUUAUCAAUCAUAGUGAUGCGAAGAAAAUCGACACAUGUUAACCUCGUGGAUCGUUCCUGUUACACUCAUAUCCAUUGGGAUGAUUUGGUGAAGGACUCCUCUGUUUCGGAGAAGCAAGUCAUUCACCUUGUGGGCAACAUAGUUCCAUGUUAUUUGUCCUAAAUUCCUGACUAUCGUCAAAGAGGAAACAGAAAAUGGGAUUUUCACAAUAUAAUGUGUUCAACUAUUAUGAGCUCUCUCUCAAGUCUCACCUCACCUCCCCUCCGGAACAAUGAUGAUACUUACUGGUACGUUCACAUGGGAAAGAAUUCUGAAUCUGAAACCAUAGUCCGGCCACCAAAGGAAGCAGCACAGGAAAAUGACAGACUUGUCAGGCAAAUGAGAGCUAUGACGAAAUCUCAAGAUCGAUCUGUCCUAGAAAGAGUGAAAAUGGCGCUAAUCAUUCGUCUCACGACGGAAGUACAAAACAGAUAGAAUUAAUUUCCACAGUAACGAGAAAUUUGUGAUCUUGGUCGGUCUCGUGAUUAAUUGCAUGUACAUUGCUAACAUAUGAUUUUUGAAAUUAGACAUUUUUCUAGACAAAUUUGAAAUUUCUUAAGACACUAAUGAGAAACCCUGUCAAUCAAAAUGAGUGCGUGUACAACUGUGCAGCUGUCUGAAUGCGUGCUGAGUGUCAGAUCUUGCACAUAUGAAUGUGACUGUGGAAGUUGACACAUGAACAAUCACACACACCCCAAACAGAGGCCAAUUGGAGGAGUGGAGUGGAGGGGCCUAUAAAUAUAUAGUGUUUUGGACAUUGGAGGAGGCAGAGCAGCAGCAGCAGCAUAGUUAGUAGAUCAGGAAGCCAUGGCUGCUGCAGAGUUCAAGCAUUUGGUCAUCAUCAAGUUCAAAGAAGGUGUUGUGGUGGAUGAUAUCAUCAAAGGGAUGGAGAAGCUCGUCUCUCAGAUUCCUCUCAUCAAGUCACUGGAAUGGGGGCACGAUUCGGAAGGCCAUGAGAUGCUGACACAAGGAUUCACACAUGCAUUCACAUUGACAUUCAACAGCAAGGAGGAUUAUGGAGCUUAUGAAUCCCACCCUGAUCACCUGGAGUAUGCUGCUGUUUUCUCAGCAAGUAUUGAGAAAUGUGUUGUUCUUAACUUCCCAAGACUAUCCCUCUCAAGCAGCCAGCACCAGCAACCUGAUCACAUCUCCAGUGUGGAAUGAGAUUACAACAGCUAUAUAUGGUUAUUGUAGCUUGUGUGAUGGGGAGUAUGAUCAUCAUUUUCCAAGUGGGUUAUUGUUGCUGAGUGCUUUAAUAAAAGCUUAGUUUUGUAUCAGAGAAGAAUUGGGUUGUUGUUCUGUUUUCUUGCUGAUUUGCAGGCAUGCCUCUGUCUUCCUUGGACGAAGAAGUCAAGUGUUUUAGCACUCUUUAGGUCAUGUUUGGGUUUGACAAUGUGGAAGAGCUUGUCCUGAUUUGUCAAAAAGAGAGAAACAAUGUGGCCAAAAGUGGAAUUAGUAUUUGGGCGCCUCUCAAUCAUGGACAUGGAGGGCCUGUUUUGUGGCAAGCAAAAGUUGCUGUCUUGUCCUUUAUGAUUCCAAACUGUCGAAUCUAAAGAUCAAAACCGGUCACUAAUGGUACUAAUUAUUAACAUGUUCCUUUCUCUCAGCUUUUCAUGUUUGCCAAGCCCAAGCUGGUAUGCCUGAAAAUGCAGGGCUUCUCAGUAAUCAUACUCAGUCCUGGUAGAAUGUGGAAAACUCAUGGACAUGUAAAUCCAAGCAAAAAUCUAAGAGUGACAAAAACAUGUGAUGCCAGCCAAUCACCCAUCACUGAGAUUAUAAACAUUUACUGAAGCAAGAAAGCAGAAAGGUAGACAGAAGGGAACAUGCAGAAUCUCUUGCAGAUUGGGGGGAAAACACAGAUUUGUCAACAAAGUAAAAACUUUUUUUCUGUAAUGGAGAAAGACAUCUGUUCCCAAAUAAAAAUAUUCCCCAAUGUCCAUAUUAUAAUCAUUUUGUAUUAAAGGAUAGAGGAUAUCAACGAUUUGCUGGUAAUGAUAGGAUAGACGUAAGCACGUGUUUAUAUCUCUUCAAUCGUUUUACGAAAAAACAAACGGUUGUGAAUGAAGCAUGCACAAUCACACAAAUACAUUACGAUCGUCCAUUUUACAUCUUGCUCUGUGUGCUCUAUAACUGUUUGAUCGAAAUCGCACGACCGAGGAAGCAAACAAAUGAUAUUUAUGCCU
Linum trigynum is the source of this 2240-nucleotide messenger RNA. The record is from the annotation of a GenBank genome assembly. Lineage: Eukaryota; Viridiplantae; Streptophyta; Magnoliopsida; Malpighiales; Linaceae.